GUGAGAUAAUGCUUCUAAUCAUAUUCCAAGAUGGCGCCGACACCGGGUGAAAACGGAGUCGCCAAAGAACACGCUGCUGCCGUAACAAGGAACUAUAUUUCACAGCCAAGAUUAACGUACAGAACAGUUUCAGGGGUAAAUGGUCCUUUGGUGAUAUUGGAUGAUGUAAAGUUUCCAAAGUAUGCAGAGAUUGUCACUUUAACUUUACAAGAUGGGUCACAAAGAAGUGGUCAGGUACUGGAAGUCAGUGGAUCCAAGGCUGUGGUACAGGUAUUUGAAGGAACUUCUGGUAUUGAUGCCAAGCAUACUACAUGUGAAUUUACUGGAGAUAUUUUAAGAACCCCUGUGUCAUCAGAUAUGUUGGGACGUGUCUUCAAUGGAUCAGGAAAGGCAAUUGAUAAAGGCCCUGCAGUUAUGGCAGAAGAUUUUUUGGACAUUCAAGGACAACCAAUCAAUCCGUGGUCCAGAAUUUACCCGGAAGAAAUGAUUCAGACUGGGAUCUCUGCUAUUGAUACAAUGAACAGCAUUGCUCGUGGUCAAAAGAUCCCUAUAUUUUCUGCAGCAGGUCUGCCUCACAAUGAUAUUGCAGCUCAGAUAUGUCGGCAAGCUGGUUUGGUGAAAUUUAAAAAAGGAGUGAUGGAUGACCACAGUGAUAACUUUGCUAUUGUUUUUGCUGCUAUGGGUGUCAACAUGGAAACUGCGCGUUUCUUCAAGCAGGACUUUGAAGAAAAUGGUUCCAUGGAGAAUGUGUGUUUGUUUCUCAAUCUUGCCAAUGAUCCAACUAUCGAGCGCAUUAUCACACCUCGCCUAGCACUGACAACAGCAGAGUUCCUGGCCUAUCAAUGUGAAAACCAUGUCCUGGUUAUUCUUACAGACAUGAGUUCUUAUGCCGAGGCUUUGCGAGAGGUGUCUGCUGCCCGUGAAGAGGUUCCUGGCCGUCGUGGUUUUCCAGGAUACAUGUACACUGAUUUGGCCACAAUUUAUGAGCGUGCAGGACGUGUGGAAGGAAGAAAUGGUUCCAUCACACAGAUCCCCAUUUUAACUAUGCCUAAUGAUGAUAUCACCCAUCCCAUCCCAGAUUUGACAGGUUACAUUACUGAAGGGCAGAUCUAUGUUGAUCGCCAGCUUCACAACCGACAGGUGUACCCUCCAAUCAACGUGUUGCCUUCAUUGUCGCGGUUGAUGAAGUCUGCCAUUGGUGAAGGCAUGACGAGAAAAGACCAUGCGGAUGUUUCUAACCAGCUGUAUGCUAACUAUGCUAUCGGCAAGGACGUUCAAGCCAUGAAGGCUGUUGUGGGUGAAGAAGCCCUUACAUCUGAGGACUUGCUGUAUUUAGAAUUCCUGUCCAAGUUUGAAAAGAAUUUCAUAACACAAGGAACAUACGAAAAUAGGUCAGUAUUUGAUUCUCUGGACAUUGGCUGGUCCCUGCUGCGUAUCUUUCCCAAAGAAAUGUUGAAGCGAAUUCCGCAGUCCAUCCUGGCCGAAUACUACCCCAGAGACGGCAGGGGAGGAUCUGAUUAAGUUCAAUUACACAAAACAGAAAUUAUUAUGCCAAUUAGUACUGACAGUACUUGUUUGAAAAUGAUGUAAUGAGGUAACGUUGUGAUUCAUUUGCAGAAGUUGCUGCCUUAUUGGUGCAUAAAUUGGGUCAAAUUCAAAAUGAAAACGACUUGCAUUAGGUAAAAGGUCGACAAAAACAGUUUUCCCUCUCGAAAUUGACCUGAUAAUUAAGAAAUUGAUAAUUGAAAGAAGCUUUGCGGAAAGUGUCAAUAUACUCUGGCAUAAAAUCGUCGGUAUCUCUUCUGUAUCGUAAGUUGAAUCUUUAGGUAGGCAUCUAAAUGUUGCUGUGAGCAGUUAUUAGAAUUACUUUUCUUGUAUGUAAUUAAAGGAUUUGAUAUCAGUUAAAGUUGUGAUGUGACUGAUUAUCUGUGUAAUAUACUUCCUCUUAUUAUCGCAAUAAACUUGAACGGUCAUCAAG
This is a messenger RNA of Stylophora pistillata, 1978 nucleotides long. RefSeq names its product V-type proton ATPase subunit B. Gene Ontology annotation, molecular function: ATP binding; proton-transporting ATPase activity, rotational mechanism. The record is from RefSeq and is a predicted model, not a curated record. Gene Ontology annotation, cellular component: proton-transporting V-type ATPase, V1 domain. Gene Ontology annotation, biological process: ATP metabolic process; vacuolar acidification; proton transmembrane transport. NCBI's taxonomy places the organism in Eukaryota, Metazoa, Cnidaria, Anthozoa, Scleractinia, Pocilloporidae.